UAGCCACACUUUUUGCUUUCUAGUAUCUAUAUCCAGGUAUCUCUUCCACGUACCAACGGUUUCAGUAGCAAAAGCCCAAAGAGAGACGGGGGAAUGGCUUACUGCGCAUUGUUUGUAAAUCCCAACACCAUCGCUGUCUCUGUUUUUCCGAUUACUAUCAUCAAAUCCGUUAGAUUCAAAUACCCAUGUUUCCUCAAAGAAGCCCCCGUCUCCGCAAAUCUUUCUAUUACCUACGACGACGAAGCUACCAACAAGAGAUCCUCGGUUCACCACGACAGUCUCAGAGUUCUAGAAUGGGGCAGUCUCUGCGACGCCGUCGCAUCCUUUGCCGGCACUUCCUUGGGCCGCGAAGCUACAAAAGCACAGCUGUGCUCUCUGAAUCAGACUUACGAGGAAAGCCUGAGGCUUCUGGAGGAGACUAAUGCGGCCGUGGAAAUGCACAAGCACGGUGGUUGCAGGUUGGACUUCGGAGGCAUCGACGCAAUUCUUGUGAAAUCUGCUAUCCUACAAGCACGGAGAAGUUUACCGGUGGAUGGAAAUAAGGCUAUGGCUGUUGCAGCUCUGCUACAGCUUGCUGACACUCUGCAGUUUAAUCUAAAAGCUGCCAUCAAGGAAGACGAAGAUUGGUACAGACGCUUCAUGCCUCUCACAGAAGAUAUAAUGGGAUUGGUUAUAAAUCGAUCAUUAGUGAAAUUCAUAUUGCAAGUAAUUGAUGAAGAUGGUUCGGUUAAGGACUCUGCGAGUUCAAUGCUGAAACAUGCACGUGAUCGAGUGAGGAUGCUUGAGAGAAAGAUAUAUCAUUUAAUGGAGAGCCUAAUUAGGAACGAAAAGAGUGAAGCAUCAUUUCUGGAAGUGAGUAACAUUGAUGGCCGGUGGUGUAUAACAUCAGCGGCUGAUCGACUGACAAGUUUUAAGGGUCUACUGUUAUCCAGUGGUUCAGUCACAGGAAGCAUUGUAGAACCACUCUCUGCUGUUCCUUUGAAUGAUGAACUGCAGCAAGCAAGGGCAUCGGCAGCAAAGGCUGAGGCAGAUGUGCUCUUAAUGCUGUCAGAAAAGAUGCAAAUGGAUCUUGAUGCCAUUGAGCAGUUAUUGAACAUUAUAAUUCGGCUGGAUGUGGUCAAUGCUCGAGCAACCUAUAGUCUUUCAUUUGGAGGCACGUGUCCUGAUUUAUUUCUCCCUGGAGGCAACGGCACUUCUGGUUCUGUUGCAUCCCUAUCAGGGAUCAAAUCUUCAAAGGCGGCUUACCCGAUUAAGAGGGAGUGGACAUUGUAUCUGCCAAAAACUUAUAACCCUUUAUUGCUUCAGCAGCACCGGCAAACUUUGCAGAAGGCCAGGAAGGAUGUCAGUAAUGCUACUAAUGACAUCAGGAGGCAAAAGCAAGGCGAGAUUAUAGCACGAAAGGGAGAUACAGAUAUAGAUCUUUUAUCCUUAGAAAUGCAGGUUACCGCGCUAGAACAAGCUCAACCUGUUCCAGUUGACUUUUUUGUAGAUCAUAAAACUCGGGUCUUGGUCAUAACUGGCCCUAAUACUGGGGGCAAAACCAUUUGCUUAAAGACUGUUGGAUUGGCAGCUAUGAUGGCUAAAUCAGGUCUUCAUGUUUUAGCUUCUGAAUCUGUAAAAAUCCCUUGGUUUGAUGCUGUUUUUGCUGACAUUGGGGAUGAACAGUCCUUGUCCCAGUCUCUAUCUACCUUCUCUGGCCACUUGAAACGAAUAAUUGACAUUCAAUUGCACUCAACAAGUCAGUCAUUGGUGCUACUAGAUGAAGUUGGUGCGGGAACCAAUCCUCUUGAAGGUGCAGCUUUGGGUAUGUCAUUACUGGAGUCUUUUGCUGAAACUGGUGCUUUGUUGACAAUAGCUACGACACAUCAUGGUGAACUCAAAACCCUGAAAUACAGUAACGACUCCUUUGAAAACGCAUGCAUGGAGUUCGAUGAAGUCAACUUGAAACCAACAUUCAAGAUUCUCUGGGGUGUACCAGGGCGUUCAAAUGCAAUCAAUAUUGCUGAAAGGUUAGGACUCCCCAGUUCCAUUGUAGAUAAUGCUCGUGAACUAUAUGGUGCAGCUAGUGCCGAGAUAGAUGAGGUCAUAACUGAUAUGGAAAGGUUCAAGCAAGAUUUCAAGGAACAAUUAGAGGAAGUGCAACAUCAUGUGCUGCUCUCAAAGAAUCUUUAUGAAAAUCUGUUGGUUGCAAGAAGGAAGAUAAUGGAACAUAGCACCGAUCUAAGAUUAAGGAAGAUGCGUGAAAUAUAUGAGGCUGCAGCAGUGGCACGUUCUAUUCUUCACAGGAAAGUGCGACAGCGUCGUGCAUCUGCAAUUCAAUCUUCACAGCCAAAUCCAGAUGAUAAAAGCAGGCGUUCAUUGGGAAUUAAUGGCCAGCAUAACACAGCAGAAUACAGUGAACCUUCUACCACAUCUAAGAGUGCAUCUUUUGUUGAAGAUAUUAAGAAAUCACCAUCAGAGAAGUCUCAGCUUCCUAAGAUUGGGGAUAUGGCGUAUGUUUCUUCCCUUGGGAGGAGGGUGACAGUUUUAAGAGUGGAGCCAUCUAAAGAUGAAAUAGUUGUGCAAACUGGUAACAUGAAGCUGAAGUUAAAGCUCAGUGAUGUUCAGACAUGACUAACAAGGUUAGCCUUCUGAAUAUGGUAAGCCCUUUUCUUCUAGUGCAAAGCACUUAGAUGGCCUUCUGUCUCUAUGCCCUGUCCAAAUGAGCAAUAUGACAUUGACAGGUUGAGUAAUGUACCAUUGGUUUUGUUUCACCAUACAUUAGUCAAUAACUGAAGUGUUUAACAGAAUCUAUCAGCAAGGACAGGGUGAGAAGAUCCUCAUCAUGGAUUUUGGAAUUCAUGUACCUCAUAUUUUCAGCCAUGCUCCAAAGACAUUAUGGUCCUAUAAGUUUGAGUCUCCGCUACCCUUUCUGAACUGAAUCUUUCUCCCAUUGUCUGACCUCAGCAACUCGGUGUUGAUGUAUAUUCUUUCUACCACUCAUAUAUAUGUGUGUGUAUAUAUAUAUACAUGGAGGUAUCUUCCGACUUAUAUGUCAAGCCUUACGGGAAGGCAGAUCAUGUUGGACACCCUUUUUUAUCUGGUGUACUCAAGGAGCGGGACCAUUGGAAGAAAUAUUAGAUAGAUGGCCAGAAACUUUCUGAAACUCAAAUGCGAAUUUCCAAAACCAGAUGUUUGAUACUUCAAUGAGUCAAUUCAUAGUGUAAAGAUAUCCUUGGAAAUGCAAACCCAUAUGCUAGUGGAGGCUUCACAAUGAUCAGAAAAAAAAAAAGAACUGUGACAUCUCAGAGAUGCUAAAGAAAAGGUGCACAGUAUACUUCUGUUCAGCUUAAUUUCUAUUUAGUUGAACAAUAGAAAUCUAAAGAAUGUCACAGCAAGAACCCCAUUUAUAUAUCCUAUUGGUAGGUCUUCAGAUCAGAUGAUUAAUGAUUAUAUCUUCUUAAAUGUGACAGGAAAAUUUAUAUUAGAUGGUAAGUUUAUUUUGACUUCCUGGAAAAUGGAUUGAAGCUGUAAAAGUGUGUGAUUGUUGAGCGUCCCAUAGGCCAUAUUUAUUGUUUUUGACAGUAGAUCCUGAACAUUUGCAUUGGGAUGCUAAAGUCGGUUUUGUUGCCGUUGCUGCAUUUUUGGCAAGGCACACUUUGCUGGGAAGAUUUAUCAAGGAAAAGGAGGGAAAGGAAGAAAUAUAAUUCUCGUUCGGGGAUGACAGUGGCUCCCUAUUGCAUAUUUGGGAUUGUACUUGAAUAUAUACAAGCUAGACGCACCAGCAUUUAUAAGUUGUUUGUAUUUGAAUAAAUUAACUUUUUGUAUGUGAUUAGGUACGUGAGUCUUUCCGUCUUGUUCUCAAAGGAAACAAUAUAACUACAGUUUUUUA
Messenger RNA from Carya illinoinensis, 3871 nucleotides. RefSeq names its product endonuclease MutS2. The record is from RefSeq and is a predicted model, not a curated record. NCBI's taxonomy places the organism in Eukaryota, Viridiplantae, Streptophyta, Magnoliopsida, Fagales, Juglandaceae. Gene Ontology annotation, biological process: mismatch repair; negative regulation of DNA recombination. Gene Ontology annotation, molecular function: ATP binding; mismatched DNA binding; endonuclease activity. Bases 94 to 2613 code for a protein of 839 amino acids. The transcript has 20 exons.